CAAUCAGGUGCCAGUUUGGGGAUGCCCUGUCAAAGAUGUUCACCAUCAAAACAAGAUUGUUUUAGCCAGGUAGUGCGUCAGAUCAAUUUACGACUGCACAGAAAUGUAAACCAUUUUGGUAAGGUUUGUAUUAUAUUGGUCGUGGUACUAAAAGUGAGUUGAUUUAGAGUUUAUACUGACUGUAUACCAUAUUUUGCUGUAUAGUAACGUUAACUCGAAAUCGCCAUUUUAACUUGGUUGUGCGGCCGGUGUCAGGUAGCUAGCUCAGCUGGAACUGUAAUGCUAGUUAGCUAACCGCUGGGUAGCUCACUAUUUCAGACGUUGACCUAGUUAGUACUACGAGUUUUCAAAAUAGCAUGCUACUAUAAUUGUCUAACAUGAUUAGUUACCAUACGUGAUUGGCAGUUCGUUGUAGCUAGCCUGUUUCAAGUUACAAAGUAAGCUAGCGUGCUAACUAGGCUAGUUGGCGAAGCCAAUCAGCUUAUCAACACUAACGCUACUGGCUAACGUUAGCUAUAGGACGUUAUUUACAACAACCAAACUGGACAAAACGUUGGAUUUGGUCGGGUUUAAGUCGGGCUCAGCGGGUUCGCUGACCCCACAGAAGAAGAUGAAGAAGAGGAAGGAGCUUAAUGCAUUGAUCGGACUUGGGGACAGUAAAAGGAAUAAAACCAAGAAGGGGUCCGGCCACAGGCUCCUACGAACCGAGCCCCCAGACUCAGAAUCCGAAUCAAGUUCAGAUGAAGAGGAAUUCAGCAACCUUGGUACUGUCGCUGCUUUCGGAAAAAUAAGUUACGUGCAGUGUUGCAAUGUCUGCUAUCCCUUGAUCCUGUUCAUCAUACUGGCUGCCUGUGUUAUGGCUUGUGCCGGACUGCUAUGGAUGCAGAUUGCUCUGAAAGAAGACCUUGACUCCCUCAAAGAAAAGCUGCAUACUAUGGAAUCCAGCCAGAAAGUGUCAUCACAUGAAAUACCAAAACUAAGUGAAGAUCUGAAGAUGAAACAGAGAAAGCUGGAGGAUAUUGAAAGUGGAGACAAGGGUCUGAACAAACUGUGGUCCAACCUUACGGAGAUAAACAGAAAGAUCAGCUUGCUGGACUCUGCAGUGAACCAUCUAAAGGCCAACAUCAAAUCAGCCUCAGACUUAAUCAACCUUCCAACUACAGUUGAAGAGCUCCAAAAGAGUGUAGCUACAAUCGGCAGCACGUUAACCAGUGUGCAGCAUGAUGUCAAGACAAUGCAGACAACCCUUGCGGACCAAAAGAAAGAAAUGGACGAUCUAAAGAUGACUAUGGUAAAGAAAAUAGAAGAUUCUGAGGCUAAAGAAUCAAAUGCCAAAUCGACAGCUUCAGCUGAAAAGGAGACAAGAAACCGCCCCUCAACAUUAGCUCUAAACCAGGAUGUAACUCACCUGAGAGAGGUUGUGAGCGAGGUUAACAAGUCCCAGACACUGUACCACGCAUGGACUGGUGACCAGAUCCACAGUCUCCACACCGCUGUGUCCAACCUCACUCAGAGGGUGUCUUUUAUAGAGCAGGGCUCUGCCCCAACAACACCAUUCAGUGACCUUGUGGAGGUCGUUGAACCAGUGCCCGUCAGUGGAGAUGUACCAGUAAAGGACCCAGUUACAGAGAGAGACACCAAUGCAGAUGGAAUUAACGCAGCAACUUCAGAAGCUACACAUGGUUCAAAGCCAACAAGACGUCCACGGUUUUUGACGUCAAAUCGCUCCAAGAGAGAGUCUGGAAUAGAAAACCUUAAAACUGUGUCAUUUCCUGGAGUUAGCUCUUUGAAAGAUCUCAAUGAGCUCUUUGAGCACUCAGGGACCGACCCCACCUCUCAGGGAAUGUCUUACCAAGUCCUGAGGAAGCUCUUUGACACCGCAGCACCAGACCCCCGUAGCCUGGAACGCUACGACAAAGACGGGGACCAGAGGUUCUCACUGGCUGAACUGAAAGCUGCUGCAGGUCUGUGAGAAGAAGUGGCUGAGGCUGCAGAGCACAGUAUUGAACAAGGAGAGGAGCUCUGUUGUGUGUGUAUGUGGAGUGCCUCACAGUAAUGAUGGCUGCACUUUUACUGAACUGAGUAUUUAAUAACAAGCUGAAUGUGGAACAGUGGCACUGGCAUGCUCCCCUACACACUUAAGCUACAGUCAGCUACCCAGAUACAAGGUUUGAUGUUUCUUAUUAUUUGGCAGAACAGUUUACAAAAUGUACAUUUCCGAAAUCACAUUUUUUGAUUGAUGACAAGUGAAGUUGAUGUGAAAUGAAUGGUUGAAUAGGGACAUCAUGACUUAUCCAAAAUAUCACUUAUCAGAAUCUAGUACCUACCACAAACUUUCCCAUUUAGGUAAGUUCAGUUAGUCUUUGCUUAUUGCUUGUUUUGUUUAAUGUCUUGUUAUUUUCUGCAUUUUAAUGUAACUCCGAGACUAAACGUAUCCUUAACCCAACCAUUAUUUUUAUUUUAGCAGUUUAAGUCUGCAAGAUUCGAAGGGCAAUAACACGCUCUUUUAACUAGUUUGAAUCACCUUGAAAUAUUAACUCCUGAAGCAUAUGUAGAAAUAAUACAAUGUUAAUGGAUUCAUACAAGUGGAGUGUUAGCUUCAAUUUGCUGUAUAUUAGUGUUGUAUGUAGUACAGAUGAAGAGACAGAAGUAGGCACCCCUGGUUGUGAUAAUGUAACAGGUAGUUAUAGAAGCACUGAUCUCUCUCAACUUAACCUUGUUCUUUUGUGUGGGCCGUUACAUUCUAAAAUGCAAAUUUACAAAUCAGGACAUGUCAACUCACUCAACACUGUUGUAUUAUGUAAAUAUGGUAGACUUUUUAAUAUGGCAUCCUGUAAGAUUGACUUGUUUGGGGGGGCUGCUUAGAGGUCUGUAGAAAAUCCUCAGCAUUGUACUUUGUAACGGAAAUGAUUGUAUUAAGUUGUGCUUUGCAUGUUGCUAAUAAUGUAACAUUAAUGUCUAAUGUAUCGAUUUUAACAGAGGACUGUUUGAGGGUAAUUUUGUUCUGCCGGAUAGUCAGGUGGAAUUCUGGAACAAAAAAUUAGGGCAAACAGAUUUAGAAUUGCCAUUUUGAUUUCCGACAGGAAUAUUGUUCCUAUAAAGCUAUGUGCUUUGGGGAUACUGUGGGAAUUUUAUGAAUGUGUUGUGUGAGCACUAAUUAAAAUGAAAAUGUGGAUUACAA
This is a messenger RNA of Salmo salar (Atlantic salmon), 3181 nucleotides long. Its product is annotated as EF-hand calcium-binding domain-containing protein 14. The record is from RefSeq and is a predicted model, not a curated record. Lineage: Eukaryota; Metazoa; Chordata; Actinopteri; Salmoniformes; Salmonidae.